Gossypium arboreum is the source of this 679-nucleotide messenger RNA. RefSeq names its product sm-like protein LSM2. Gene Ontology annotation, cellular component: Lsm1-7-Pat1 complex; U6 snRNP; catalytic step 2 spliceosome. NCBI's taxonomy places the organism in Eukaryota, Viridiplantae, Streptophyta, Magnoliopsida, Malvales, Malvaceae. The record is from RefSeq and is a predicted model, not a curated record. The coding region runs from base 223 to 504 and encodes 93 amino acids. Gene Ontology annotation, biological process: mRNA splicing, via spliceosome. Gene Ontology annotation, molecular function: RNA binding. The transcript has 3 exons.
AUAACGAUGUUUAACCGAAAUUCAAUUUCCCUGUAACUCCUCCCUCGUGUUUCAACAGUUUUUAGCAGCAGAGGCGGGGGCAAUUGGUUACCAUUCAGUUAUGGAAUGAAAUUUUCAUUUUCUUCUUCCUCCGUUGCUUUCUGUUCUCUGCUUCCUUCUCUUCUUCUCGACUUCUGGAGAUUUCUCACAUAUCUCUCGGCUUCUGAUUAGAGGAUCAAAAUCAUGUUGUUUUUUUCGUAUUUCAAGGACUUAGUGGGAAGAGAAGUGACGGUGGAGCUGAAGAAUGAUUUAGCAAUUAGAGGAACUCUUCACUCCGUUGAUCAAUAUCUCAACAUCAAGCUCGAGAAUACUAGGGUUGUCGAUCAAGACAAGUAUCCUCACAUGCUUUCAGUGAGGAACUGUUUCAUAAGGGGUUCGGUUGUGAGGUACGUCCAGCUACCUCCCGAGGGAGUCGACAUUGAAUUGCUUCAUGAUGCCACAAGAAGAGAAGCUCGGGGAGGCUGAAAUACUUUUUAAUGAACAUCUGACUUGAGAUACUUCUAAUAGUUUCUGAAUUAAGCAAAGAUAAGUUACUUAGUAAUGAAAGAGAUCCUUCUUUGUACACACAAAUUGAUGUUGGCUUGUUUAUCAACAUAUUUUAUUGAGUAAACUACAAAAAUAGUCACUUUUGUUUGUUUCA